AUGCCCUUGAUCUUGUUAACUGGGUUCCCGGCUUGCGGUAAAACCACUCAGGCUCGCCAGCUGGUUUCUGCGCUUCAGGACAAGAUCUCGCAAGAGCCAGCGCUCUCAAAAUACUCUGUCGUUUACCAUUCUGACGAAACGUUGGGUAUUAGACAUGAUGAGUAUCGAACGUCGCAGGACGAAAGACGCUUGAGAUCAAAGAUCCUGUCCGCAGUGAAACGAGAUUUGUCACGCACGCGAAUAGUUGUAGUCGAUUCGCUCAACUAUAUCAAGGGAUUCCGCUACCAGUUGCAUUGUGAAGUGAAAAAUGUUGCCACAACUUAUUGUUUGGUUCACGUUAUGUGUGCAGGGGAGACGCUUGCACGGUGGAAUAAAUCGGGUGAUGUGUCGCCUACGGGUGACGCCGACCACCCGGAGACGGCCGGCGUGCCCUGGGACGAAGAUCUAUUGGCCCAACUCAUCCAGCGAUACGAAGAACCAAAUUCGCAGACUCGAUGGGAUUCACCGCUUAUACCUGUACUUGCACCCGAAGACUCGCUUUUUGCACUACGUGAACAAGUUUUCCGGGUCAUUUUCCCACAAUUGUACCGUGACGGCAAUGAUCGCGAAACGUUACGCCUUUUGAACGCUAUAAAACCAAACAACUCGACCAUCUUAAGACCCGCUUCAGCAGUCAAUUCCGUGCAAAUGCUUGAUGCGGAAACUUCAGCCGUGGUCAAGAAAAUUGCCGCUGCGUUGCAAAUCAAUGUGGUUUCGGGUCCUACGCGUGUAUUCGUAUCGGAAACCACGGACGUCAACGACCCCAAUUGCGUCUUUGUAGAGUUACCUGCCGAAGGUGCGUCUGUCGCGCAAUUGCAACGUAUACGGCGGCAGUUUGUCGCACUCAACAGGCUUAGAAGUAUUGAAAGGAAUCGUGUCGUGUGUCUCUUCGCAGAGUAUCUUAACAAAAACCUACGCGAGUUGUAG
Lachancea mirantina is the source of this 966-nucleotide messenger RNA. The record is from the annotation of a GenBank genome assembly. Lineage: Eukaryota; Fungi; Ascomycota; Saccharomycetes; Saccharomycetales; Saccharomycetaceae.